GUCAAACCUUUUUUUUUCUUAUAAUUUUUUAUUUUUAUAUUCCCUUCAAACUCUACUUUUUUUUUACCAAACCUUUAUUUUCUUAUUUUCCCCAUCACCUUGAAUAUAUGUAUUAUAUACAGCUGGCACGCCAAUCACCCGGCCCAUUAAAUUUUAUUAGGGCUCCGCUGCCUCUCAGUUCUUCUUUUCCUCCUUCCUUUUUUUCUCCGUUGCCGCGCGUAACCUCAACCACAAACAGAAAGACUCGUUCAAAUUAG
Molecule: messenger RNA, 257 nt
Organism: Meloidogyne enterolobii
Lineage: Eukaryota; Metazoa; Nematoda; Chromadorea; Rhabditida; Meloidogynidae
Source: the annotation of a GenBank genome assembly